Molecule: messenger RNA, 1206 nt
Organism: Mangifera indica (mango)
Lineage: Eukaryota; Viridiplantae; Streptophyta; Magnoliopsida; Sapindales; Anacardiaceae
Product: heat stress transcription factor B-3
Exons: 2
Coding region: 241-978 (245 amino acids)
Biological process (GO): regulation of transcription by RNA polymerase II
Cellular component (GO): nucleus
Molecular function (GO): RNA polymerase II cis-regulatory region sequence-specific DNA binding; DNA-binding transcription factor activity
Source: RefSeq, a predicted model, not a curated record
AGUUUAAGCCUUAGAGCAUACGUUUCAAACAUUUGAAUAAUCUGCACAGAGAAAGGAAAUUAAACUCCUCGCUUUUCUGAUGAACUGUGGUGUCGUAUUGGGUUUCUAUUGCUGGGGCUGGGAGUUCUUAACUGCCCUUCUUCUUUUCUCCUCAAAUUAAUCUUCUUUUCCAUUCCUUUAUUCAUCUUUUCUUAUUUUAGUAUUUGUUUUUUUCUUUUUUUUUUUAAGGUUCUUUUUUUCAUGGUUUUAAUGGGGUCUGCAAGUAUGAUCAAUGACAAGAGUUUAUUAGAAUACGUUAGAAAAUCAACACCUCCUCCGUUUCUUCUGAAAACCUACAUGCUGAUCGAGGAUCCGGCGACCAACGACGUGGUGUCUUGGAACGGCGAUGGAACAGGGUUCGUGGUUUGGCAACCGGCAGAGUUCGCUCGGGAUCUUCUGCCGACACUCUUUAAGCACAGCAACUUCUCUAGCUUCGUUCGCCAACUCAACACUUAUGGAUUUCGCAAGGUUUCAACAGGAAGGUGGGAGUUUUGCAAUGACAUGUUUCGGAAGGGAGAAAGAGAGCUACUAUGCAACAUCCGCCGAAGGAAAGCAUGGACAAACAAGCAACAAAACGCAACGGCACCGAUUCAAGGCGUUGGCAACGUAGCGCAAGAACAAACGUCCGAUGAAGAUCAAGAUCAACGAUCAUCAUCGACUAAUUCAUCGUUGUCCGGGUACAAUUCCCUAAUGGAUGAAAACAAACGUCUGAAGAAGGAGAAUGGGGCGUUAAGCUCGGAGCUCAUAGGCAUGAAAAGGAAGUGCAAGAAGCUGCUGGAUUUGGUAGCAAAAUAUGCAAAUUCAGAGAAAGAAGAAGAAGACGAGAGGCCGAAGUUGUUUGGAGUGAGAAUAGAAGUCGAAGGAGAAAGGGAGAGGAAGACAAAGAGAGCUGAGAUUAGUGAAAGCGCAAGCAUUUUUCUAUCUCAGUCGUGCAAAUAAAUGUCGAAUUAAUAUUAUAAGAGCAGAUAUAAGUGUAAGACAAGGGAAAUGAGAAUGAGCGAAAAAGCUCAUGAUGAUCAAUUAAAUAAUUAUAAGUAAUUAUUCAGUUGUCUUCAGUGUUCUUCCUUUGGUACUUGUAAUUUGCGUGAAUUGAACAGUUUAUGAUGUGAAAUACGAUGUAAUUGACCUGAUAAUAGUUGAUUAAUUAAUGUUACAUUAUUUAAGACA